AUGACUCUGAAUAACGAAGAGUGGGUGAAAAUACGCGACGGGUUGGCGAAGAAGGGUUUUAGCCGGACGGCGGGGGCCUGUCAGCAACGACUCGUGCGGGAGAUCGAGCUCGAUCGGGAGGGUAGAAGCCUGGUCAGCGGGUCUGAACUUUUGCAGAAAGUCAAAAAGCUGAAGUAUGCCGUCCUUGCCCGGUGGGAAGAAUCGACGGGUCGCGCGCGAGGUGCCGAGGGGUGGAAGGUCAGCGGCUACUUCGGAGAAGAGACCGCAGCCCGGUACCUCCACGUUUCAACUGAGUCCGUGGGCACCGCCAGCUACUCUGUCCGCGGCUCCUCCGGAGAUAAGGCCAUUCGGUGCGGCUACUCCGGAGACGAGACAGCAGGCCGGUACCUCUACGUUGCAACUGAAUCCGUGGGCGCCGCCAGCUACUCCAUCCGUGGCUCCCCCAGAGACAGGAUCAUCCGUUGCUGGUUCCAAACUGCAGGCCAGUUCCUCCACGUUCGACCAAAAUCCACGGUUAUCUGGGCGCCUCUGCCCGGUAUAGGAACGUGGAGCGGCAUGCAAAAUCCGGUGAAGGGUAAAGCACCAGCGGUGAACAGACCGUUCCAUGAUGGUUACAAACGCCAGGACCGUCCUUCCACUUCCGACCGAAAGCCAUACGAAAAGCCGGCUCCUCCAUCCGCCGCGAAUCGCUCCGAAGCCAUUAUCCCACCGACAGUGCCGCCUCCCGCUUUGUUGGCGCCUCUCAACUUACCUUCUCCUCGCCGUGGAUCGCAGGGGUCUCCGGCGGAUCUCGAAAUGUGGAGCGCCGCGCAGCGGCGGUUGCUGGCUGGAGAGACUGCGGCUACGCAUGCGACGAGACCAUCAGUCCACCCAAGGACAAUUGCCAAGCAGCCGUACCGUCGGCUCUUCCAUCUCCGGCAGCUUCGGAGGGGAGACUAUCUGGAGAAGGGGGUGAGGUGGGAAGGAAUGGAAGGGAAGGAAAACACGAAGGAGAAAGCGGAGGAGGACAAGAAGCAGCACGUGACGGAGGACAAGAAGGAGUACACGAAGGAGGACACGAAGGGGAAAGCGAAGGAGGAAGCGAAGGUGGACAAGCAGAAAUGCCGGAAGCAGGACAAGCAGGAGGACGUGUACAAUACCUACAGGCGUUAGUUUUUUGUCAGAAUAUGGGACGUCCGGAGAUGACGAUGUCUCCAGCGUAAAGG
Messenger RNA from Tricharina praecox, 1205 nucleotides. RefSeq lists its product as uncharacterized. The coding region runs from base 1 to 1152 and encodes 383 amino acids. The record is from RefSeq and is a predicted model, not a curated record. The transcript has 6 exons. NCBI's taxonomy places the organism in Eukaryota, Fungi, Ascomycota, Pezizomycetes, Pezizales, Pyronemataceae.